AUGUCGGAUGAACGCAUCCGCCUGGUGAUCCUGGGAGGGGCGGGGGUGGGCAAAAGCUGCAUAGUCAAGAGGUUCCUCUUCAACCAAUACGUAGACCGAUACAAAAGUACUGUUGAGGACUUGUACAACCGAGAGUUUGACCUAGGACCUGUCACGAUAAAGGUGGAUAUUCUAGACACAGCGGGCGACAUACAGUUCCCCGCAAUGAGGAGGCUCAGCAUAGCCACGGCUCACGCCUUCCUCUUAGUCUACUCCAUCACCUCCGCAGACUCUUUCUCUCAAGCCAAAUGUUGUCUGGAAGAGAUUCGUGAACAGCGAGCUGACUGGCAGGAAAUCCCUACUGUAGUGGCCGGCAACAAGCUGGACCUAGCAGUGACCAGACGGGAGGUCAGGGUAGAGGACGUCAGCGAGUGGCUGUUCUGCUCUCUACCUAAACUGAGAGCAAAACUGAUGGAGUGCUCGGCCAAAGAUAACUACAAUGUGCGUGACAUUUUCAAGUGUUUUGUCACUUUGUCACGGAUUUUGCCGCCGGCGGAGGACGAGACGCCACUGAAGCGACGGUCUAGCGCAUACGUCAGAGGUGGACAACGUCGUGCGGCCAGUCCUCAGACUAGCUCUGAGGCAAGCACAAGUACUCCGACCAACCCGGAACCAUCCAGGGCGAAGCCCCGCAGCCGUAGUCUCAUCAGACGUAGCAGCAGAAAAGCUAAACAGCAAAUUCGAGAUGCUCAUAAUGGCACUGAUGACUGCAACGUCUCAUAGAGCCAUAAGAUUGCAACAUCUCAUAAGUCAUGAGAUUGUGAAGUCUUCUAGAGCUAUGAGAUUGCAGCCUACAGAUUGCACCAACUCGUUUAUUUUCGUACAUAGGUGCUGAGAUUUGGACGUUAUAUUCCAAUUUGAAGUGAUUUUGGAAAUCGGAGUAGUAUACAUUGAAGUUUUUACUAAUAUAAAGUAGGUUUAUCAGUUUCUAUAUUGUGAAUGCUCAGUAAAGUUUAAAGUUGAUGUUAGCUUGAAAGAUUUUGGUAACAAAGUAACUUUGAAAAAUACUUAUAAAUGUUUGUCUUGAAAGACAAACAUGAUUAACUAUGUGGCAAGGACUGAAAGAUUAGUAUUUUAGAAUUGAGAUAUUUUAAAUACAAGAAUGAUAAUUGGGAUGGUUUCAUAAGGCUCAAUUUCUCUACUUAAUUCCUUGAACACUUUAUUUUGUAUAUUGAAUUAGAACCAUUGCCUACUUGAGUAUAAAAUUGACUGGAAGUUAAGAAAAAAACAUUCUAUGUAACAGUUGACGUUUUUUCAUUGAUAGAAAACAUAUGUGGUGGUUUUUUUUUCACUCCAGUUUUCAUAGUACCUACUUAAGUUGAUUUGAAAAUUAAAGAUGAUCAUCAUAUGAUGUCCUUUUUGGACAUGAAUUAAAUGUGGCGUUUUAAUCAAAAUUACAGCACUACUUUGUGAUGGUGUUCAACUAAACCUAUUAAUACUUUACUUUUAAAAGGCUCAAGCUUCAAAAGGCAUGGGCUCUUUAUAGAAGUUUGCCAAUAUAGAGAAAACAAAUGAUAUAAGAAAUUGGGCCUUAGUCUCUCAAACACAUUUAUUACAUCUCUUAAACCAGGUAAGAGCUUUAAUGUAGAUUGCUAGAAUAGAGUACGUUUAGGGUCAUUAUUAAUGUACUUUUAAGAUUUUUUAUGUUUAUAUGUGCAUAGUGUUAAGGGCUUGUGUAAUUUUAAGAAAUAUAAUAGAUAUUUUAGAUGGGCGAAACAUUGUUAAAUUUAUUGAAUCUCAAUAUUUAAAAAUUACAGUAUCUUAAACUAGGAAGUUAAAAGUGUAUUUUUUACUUAAACUCUGUACAAUUUCAAACCAUAACAUCUUCGAAUAUAAACGUCAUAUAUUGCCUAUGGCUUAUAUUAUUUGAUAUUAUAAUUUAUAAAAUAACUUGUUGAAAAUCACCCUGUCUGAGUAAGCUAGGAAUCAAACGCGUUGGAAUUUUGAUAUUUAAAAUUAAUUUAUAUGUUACAUAUGGGAUGGCUCAAAAUAUUUUAAUUGGUACUAUAUACUGUUUGAUGGAACCUGUCACCCCUCCCACCGUCUAAUUUGGAAUCUGGCCAAUGGCUUAAGGCUCGAGCCAUUGGUCAUUCCCAGGGAUAGGAGACAAAUUCCAUCAUACAGACAGACAUAUGGACAGAAAAUCGCCAACGGACCAAAUAAGGUGCACAUUUUUAUUUUUUACUACUUGUAAGUUUUUUGGCUUUGCUUGAAUAACUAUUAGGUAGUAAAGGCCUAUAAUACAAGAAUAAUUACGUUAUUAAGACUAAGACUGUACCACUUAGAGCUUAAUAAGUCAGCAGAUAGAUUAAAAUUAGAAGCUUGUUUUUAAAUAUUGUCUUAGAAUCAUGUUUAGUUCCCGAAUGGUUAUUUAACUUCACCAUAAACUCAAAUCGUGUUUUUUUUUAUGAUCUCAGACGCACAUAUUUAGGUAUGAUUGUAAACCAUUUAAAAUAAGUGUUGAUUUAAUGGCUAAAUGUAUUUGUUAUCCGUCCUUAAUUGUACAUAGGAUAAAUGGUAAUUACAAUAUUAUAUGUAUUGCUUUACCUGUUUAAGGUCCAUCCACAGCCAUAUUUUAAAUGUUUCAUAAGGAUCAGGUUCAAUGCAUGAUUUUAUUUUAUCCCAAUUGCUUGUAUUGUACGGAGUUAAUUGUAAAAGUUAAUGAAAGUUGUAUGUGUAAAGUAUAUCGGAAAUUCUGUUAUCUUUUUUGCUAUGGGUUAAUUUAAUACAGAAGUUUAUGGUCUAUGUCCUUUUUUGUUUGAGGGAAAUUAUUUUAUAUCCAAUAUUUAACAGAUUUAAUUAAGCUUUGAAUUAAAUUUUUUUCAGGUUUACAUGUUUCUCCGUACAUUUAGUAUCCAAAAUGUGACGGACUAUAGUGUGAUAAUUUGUGGAACGUAAAGAUCUGACAACGAACUGUCUAGAUUGAGUUUACUUGUAAUGUCUUAAUGUGUGUUUUACUAGAUAUUCCAUGUCUUUGAUGUCAUUGGUCAAUGUAUUUGACAUAAAGUGAUCCACGUUUCCUGUUAUAAUUUUGCAGAUGUUUGAUAUUAAAGUUUAUCACAGUUUAAAUUUUUUUUUUCUUUAUAUGAAAGAUUUUGCUGGAUGCCCUUGGUAGUUUUGUUAGUAAACAAACAAUUUAAUUCGCUAAUUUAACCAACAGCUGUUGUCAAAGUCGAUUCCUUUAUAUUGUGAAUAUAGUAGUUUAAGGUAAGGUUUAAAUUAUUUAGCCAACAUAUUAAAUAGGAUGUAUUAUAGUUUAAACCAUUCUUAAUUUGUGAUACUUUCAAAAUAAUUAUAAUUACGUAAAUAAUUGAUAUGCAAAAUAUUUUUUUUUAAUUUUUGUUAUUGGAUCAGCAUGAAGGUAGCAUGUAAAAAAUGUUUACGCUGGUUUAGCCUUGCAGUUGUAUGUAUGUUAUUGAAUUUCAUGUUAAUUAUUUAAUGUUCAUUGUUAUUUACAUUGUUAAAGUUUGUUAUCGAAGUAAAUUAUUAUAUUUGAUGGUUACGCUUAAAAUAGCUAUAACUGUAUGUUAUGAUCGUAAUGUAUGUAGGAUGGGAGCAAGAUUUAAUGUUUGACCAUAUC
Macrosteles quadrilineatus (aster leafhopper) is the source of this 3619-nucleotide messenger RNA. Its product is annotated as GTP-binding protein Di-Ras1-like. NCBI's taxonomy places the organism in Eukaryota, Metazoa, Arthropoda, Insecta, Hemiptera, Cicadellidae. Gene Ontology annotation, molecular function: GTP binding; GTPase activity. Bases 1 to 762 code for a protein of 253 amino acids. The transcript has 4 exons. The record is from RefSeq and is a predicted model, not a curated record.